Molecule: messenger RNA, 949 nt
Organism: Cuscuta campestris
Lineage: Eukaryota; Viridiplantae; Streptophyta; Magnoliopsida; Solanales; Convolvulaceae
Source: the annotation of a GenBank genome assembly
GAUCGGGGGCCUUCUUCGCUUUCCAUCGCCGGUCAGCACUGUCGCUUCCUCUGUCUUCUCCGGCGACUAUCGUCCUAGCCACAUCGUCCCUUCCCUGCUGCGCGGAAGAUUCCGACGGGAGGCAACAGUAGCGGCGGUGACUACCUCCCCAAAUUCAAGGUUCGAUUUCUUUAAUUGUCAAGGUAUUUGUUGAGCUAGUCCUGGAGGACAGCAAGACGAAAGGGGAUGUUUUGGAUGCAGGAUUGCUAGAAUUUAAUGGAUUGAUUUGCUUAAAAUCAUGGGUACGGACCUUAUAUUCGGCGAUAAACGUGGAGCAUGAAAAGAUAACGUCUCAACGAACUAUCAAUGAACGGAAUGUCUCUAUCUACUUCAAACAUCCAAAUCUCUAUCUGUUAGUUAUUCACCCCCUUAGAUGUUGUGGAAAACAUCUAUCAUUUGAUGACGAUUUGAUAGUUAACGGGUUGGACGGAACAAAGCAAAGAUGGAGUUGAAACAAGCGAAAUCCGUCACUCCCGUCGCCACAAGACAUGCUGAGGCUUUACGCGGGUGGCAGAAAGGUUCGAUUUUGAGAAAUUUAGUUUCCCAAUCCACGAAAAUUGGAGCAGUCACCGAAUCAUUGGCUGCCUAUUCCGCCUUUUUCCAUUCUACUCCGUUCUAUUUGGAGAAGCGGAAGAACAAUUGGGGAUCCGUAAGUUCAUUGCUUUCUUUAGAUACAAAACGGUAGAUAUUAAAGUUUUUCUUUUAUAUACUCCGUAUUUGAAUUCUUGUUCCUAGAGUUAAUUAUUUCUUGUUUAGUUUUUUUUCGAAUCCUUAUUACUUAGAAGUCAUUUAGUUCUUACCCUUUCUCUGCGUGGGUAGUAUGAUAACGGGAAAAGGCUGAAUCUUUGACUCAGAGCAAUUAUAUAUGGACAAGUAAAAGUUCAAAAUUGAGUAAAUGCACAUGUUUUAG